This is a messenger RNA of Botrytis porri, 1611 nucleotides long. RefSeq lists its product as uncharacterized. NCBI's taxonomy places the organism in Eukaryota, Fungi, Ascomycota, Leotiomycetes, Helotiales, Sclerotiniaceae. Gene Ontology annotation, molecular function: protein serine/threonine kinase activity; ATP binding. Gene Ontology annotation, biological process: intracellular signal transduction; protein phosphorylation; intracellular monoatomic cation homeostasis. The transcript is spliced from 2 exons. The record is from RefSeq and is a predicted model, not a curated record. The coding region runs from base 1 to 1611 and encodes 536 amino acids.
AUGGCGUCGGUCGCAGUCCCAAGAGAUUUUGCUGAGAAGGCACAACCCUCUCCUACGCCUUCUUUACCUUCGUCCUCACAUGGUUCUCCCCAAUCUCGACCUACAACCUCGAAUGUGAGCGCCAUCACAAGCACCGAAAAUCUAAGCGUGAAUGGAACUAUGAAUGGAACGAUUACACCUCCCCCUCCGGCCGUUCUCAAGGCAGCACCUAUGCCAACGACGGCCGAGAAACCUUCCAUGACGAAACGCUUAACUCGGAUGUUUUCUACAAAGGAAUCGAUACGAUCAGAACAUAAUUUCACAUCCAGUGCCGCCUCUGGUUCCUCGACGCCAAAGGUUGUGGAUGGCACAACAUCUCCUAAAUCAUCUUCGAGGCCUGGGUCUCUGUCCCGAAAGACAUCAUCACAAGAGAAGAAGAGUCCAUCCGACAAAUCGAGUGUUACACCGAGUACAAAGGAUAAAAAUGGUUCAACCAAAGACAAAAAGGCACCGACAAACCAUCAGCGAUUUCUCACCGUGCCUGAUGUGCAAGGGGGUCACGAGCAUCAUCUGAAGAGUGCCAAGAGACAAGAGAAACUGGGGGAAAUGCUGCGAGGCUUAAUUAGUGGGAAGGCGAAACAAUCCGAAACCCAUGAAGGCGAACAACAACUUUCACUCAUGUCAAACUGGGUGGAUCAACUGAAGCGUGAGAAAGAAUCACUGGCUACAGAAAAGAAGGGUGGGCCCAAUGCGACGGCAACAUUGGUAGAUAAAUACGGGAAAUGUAAUGAAGUUAUUGGUCGGGGUGCUUUCGGAAUUGUCAGGAUAUCCCACAAGAGGUCCGAACAGGGAACCGAGCAACUUUACGCUGUGAAGGAAUUCCGAAGAAGACCCGAAGAGAACGAACGGAAAUACAGCAAGAGACUCACUUCCGAAUUCUGUAUAUCUUCCUCAUUACGACACCCUAAUGUCAUUCACACCCUUGACCUCCUUCAAGACUCGAAGGGGGACUAUUGUGAGGUCAUGGAAUUCUGUGCAGGUGGUGAUCUUUACACCUUGGUACUCGCCGCCGGAAAGCUUGAAGUUGUGGAAGCGGACUGUUAUUUCAAGCAAAUGAUGCGUGGAGUCGAAUACAUGCAUGAGAUGGGAGUUGCGCAUCGAGAUUUGAAACCAGAAAAUCUUCUUUUGACCACACACGGUUCUUUGAAGAUAACAGAUUUUGGGAACGGUGAAUGCUUUCGAAUGGCUUGGGAGAAGGACGCACACAUGGUAACUGGAUUGUGUGGUUCCGCUCCUUAUAUCGCUCCAGAAGAGUACAUUGACAAAGAAUUCGACGCAAGAGCUGUCGACGUUUGGGCUACAGGUGUCAUUUACAUGGCAAUGCGCACAGGACGUCACCUUUGGCGAGUCGCGAAGAGAGAUGAAGAUGAGUUUUAUGAGAAGUAUUUAGAAGGUCGAAGAGACGAAGAGGGAUAUGCUCCCAUCGAGUCAUUACAUCGAGCACGUUGUCGUAAUGUCAUCUACUCGAUAUUGGAUCCAAAUCCUCACCGUCGUAUCACUGCUUCACAAGUUCUCAAGUCCGAAUGGGGUCGUGAGAUAAAACUUUGUCAAGCAGGUGAGGAAGGCCUCUGA